Messenger RNA from Sphaerodactylus townsendi, 2156 nucleotides. It is a transcript of the gene ARHGDIA, whose product is annotated as Rho GDP dissociation inhibitor alpha. The transcript has 7 exons. Lineage: Eukaryota; Metazoa; Chordata; Lepidosauria; Squamata; Sphaerodactylidae. The coding region runs from base 179 to 793 and encodes 204 amino acids. Gene Ontology annotation, molecular function: Rho GDP-dissociation inhibitor activity; protein binding. Gene Ontology annotation, cellular component: cytoplasm; membrane; cytosol. Gene Ontology annotation, biological process: Rho protein signal transduction. The record is from RefSeq and is a predicted model, not a curated record.
GGGAGUCGCGGAAGUGCGGGGGCGCGCGUGGGGUGGAUCUGGGCGGUGGCGGGCGGCAAUUGUCACUGGUGGCGGCAACAGCAGCGUUAGAGCAGCGAGAUGAUGGUAGGUUCCUGGUCCCUGCAGUGAUGUCUGAAAAGGUCCCAAGAGAUAGGAGACAUAGGUUGAUCUUGCAGAGAUGGCUGAGCAAGAACCUACCCCUGAGCAACUGGCGCAGAUUGCAGCUGAAAAUGAAGAGGACGAGCACUCUAUCAAUUACAAGCCCCCUGCCCAGAAGAGCAUCCAGGAGAUUCAGGAUCUAGACAAAGAUGAUGAGAGUUUACGAAAGUACAAAGAGGCCCUGCUGGGAAAUGUAAACGUUGCUGCUGAUCCCAGCAUUCCAAAUGUGGUGGUAACAAAACUGACUCUGGUUUGUGCCACUGCCCCUGGCCCAUUGGAGUUGAAUCUCAGAGGUGACUUGGAGAGUUUCAAGAAGCAGUCCUUUGUGCUGAAGGAAGGUGUGGAGUACCGGAUAAAGAUCUCAUUUCUGGUGAACCACGAGAUCGUUUCAGGGUUGAAGUACAUUCAACAUACAUUCAGGAAAGGAGUAAAAAUUGACAAGACUGAUUACAUGGUUGGGAGUUAUGGGCCACGUGCUGAGGAAUAUGAGUUCUUAACACCUAUGGAAGAAGCCCCCAAGGGUAUGCUGGCCCGGGGCAGCUACAACAUCAAAUCGAAAUUUACAGAUGAUGACAAGUCAGACCAUCUGUCCUGGGAGUGGAACCUGACCAUCAAGAAGGAGUGGAAGGAUUAGUCUUUCCAAUGCCAAAUCCUAAAUGUUGUUCAGACAGUGGCUACAGUAGAAACCCCACCCUGUACCAAAGUGCUGGCAUUGGAUACCCUUCCCUUCCCCCUUCCCCUUUAGCUCACCAAGGAGACUUCUUGGCUCAACGCCCCCAUAUUCCCUUUGAGAAUCACAAAGAAAUUGACCAAACCUACCCCGUCUGUCCCUGAGUACAGAGCAGGCAUGCUUCAUGUCCGUCACCUGGGCUCGUUUCAUUGCUGCUUCUUACCCAUUGGAAUAUAUUUCAUGCAGGUUCUAAAAGGAAAGCAGUGUCCCUACUUGUUGCGGGGGGAAGGGGGAUUUGGAAGCAUUCCUGUCUCUCGACAAGAGGUGAAGUGCUGAGGAAUCAUGAAUCCAUGCAGAGCUGGCAACUGCCUGCUGCCCCAAUUGUUUCCAGGCUCAAUCAUGUUCAUGGCCUGCCUUCUCCCUUCCCUCUGGGGUGGGGCAUAGGCUGGCUUUCCAUUUGUGAUGGUUUCUGUAACCAUGAUGCCUUAAAGUGUGUAACAUACAUCCCCCAGGGAGGGGCCCCCAGACCUUGUUACACUUUUUUAUAUGUGCUCCAGUUCUGUCCAUACACAUAGUUCCUUCCCUUCUGAUUUGCAUCUUCUGGCUACACCAUAAUCCUGCUGAAGCUGAUUUCCCCAAGGCCUUAAGCAGGGUUCUGGCUGCUACACUCUCCCCAUGGUCAGAGAAGCAUUUGCUUCCAGCCAGCGGGAAUGGGCUUAGAAGUUACUAGUUCCACUGUCAUUUCCUUGUCAGUUCUGUCACAUCUGUUGCAAAGUAUUGAAGCCCUUGGGGCAGCCUCUGGGUUUCUGGGCUGGAAGAUGGAUUGGCCUAGCUCAGCUGCUCCUCCUCUGAUCUGAACAAAGAGCUUGCGAUGGACAAAUGCUGAAGAGCAGUGAAUGCCUUAUGUAUCUGUUCUGCCUUUGAAAUUUUGUGCCUGGCCUGUCAGUAUUUAUUAUUGCCUUGAUUAGAUUCCUUUUCUUCAUGAUACCUGAGCAGCCCCAGAAAAACCUCAGUGACCUGGCAGUGGAGGAAGCAGGAGGUUUGCAGAAUCUGAAAAUCUCUGCUUGCCAGGCAGGCGUGUUCCCCCACCUCGGCAGUCCAGCUCAGUGGGCUGCUUUGAGUCCCCAAACUGUGCUAGAACUGGGACCAAGUGUGUGGUUCUUUCAUAGCUAUGUCUCUGCCCGUACAUCCUCCUCCCUGCUCCUUUCCUUACAGGAGAUUUUUGUUUGAUUUGGCACAUUUUUGUCUGUAAAUCUUAGACACGGUUUAACAGAUUUGGAACCAUCAGCUUCCCCUUCUGACAGUUACAAUAAAAUCUUGAAACUUA